Molecule: messenger RNA, 2036 nt
Organism: Chlamydomonas reinhardtii
Lineage: Eukaryota; Viridiplantae; Chlorophyta; Chlorophyceae; Chlamydomonadales; Chlamydomonadaceae
Exons: 4
Coding region: 960-1415 (151 amino acids)
Source: RefSeq, a predicted model, not a curated record
CGACUGUUCGUCGGGCACGGAUUAGGGACCGAUGAAGCAGGUUCCAGGAGUCACCGAUGAACACUGCCGAUGAACCUGUAUAUAUUUUGGUAUCGCUAGCUAGCCCCAAGUGCUUUGCUUCAUCACGGUCGCCUCUCCUACCGCUUCUUGCCUGCCCUUCGCGAAGCCACGCAACUCUGCUGAGCUCGUUCAGCCCUGCAGGGCACGGUAUCUAGUAUAAGCUUGUUACAGUUUUGCCACAUAGGCACACGCUGAGACUAUAGGGGCUCGCAGCGAUUGGCUAAGCUAAUCAUAGCGCCGAGCCUGAGCUUACUGUAGGUAGAAUGAUGUGCAAGAUAGUAACACACACUAGUCGCUCGCUUCGGAGAGGUCUCUGCUCUUCGACGGACGCAUCGACGGAAGAGACAGAGGGGCCACCUGAGGCAGCAAGGCCGUGAACUUUCGUUGAUCCAAAAAACUACGCUCUCCUUGUAGCUGAGCAGCGAGAGCAGUGGCACGUGGAACAGGGGCUGCAGGCUGGUGUCUAUACCCUCCCGGUAAGCAAGAACCCGCGUCUUUACUAAUCCCAGUAGUCUUCACUAUUAGCUGCACGAAUGUCCACAAUUACAUUUCACAAUCCUCGUGUCGGACCUCCAGGUCGGCUCCAUGAAAUUUGCCACCCGGGACCGCUUCGCGUGCGGCAAAUCACAAGCUGGAGAGCGGAGGCUAUGUGGAGAUGAAAGGCUCAGACCAGGAGCACAGUAGAGGGCUUGUCACGGCACUCGUCCGGACCUCGGGCGCGGCGAGCCUGUACGGCACGCGCCUCGACGCGGACGCUGUGUGCUGAGCGUUGAGUAGCGGAGCUGCGGCAGGAGAAGAAGGAGAAGGAGCAGGAGCGGCAGCGGUAGUGGCAGCAGUGGCGGCAGUGGCAGCUGCGUAAACAACAGCAGCAGCUAGCAGCAGCAGCGGCCAAGUCGGCCAUGGCUGCGCAGCCUGACGACGUUGAUGGCCUGUUGGCCUCCCUCGGCUUGCUCCCUGCCGCAACCCCGCCGUUGCUGGCGGAGGAGAUGCUGCCGGCUGCAGGUGCUGCCGAGCCAGUAGUUGCAGGCGUUGCUGAACCGGCCCCAGCUGUGUCGGCUUCAGAUGCAUCCGACACCGAGCAGCAGCAACACUCGGCAGCGGCGGCCUCUGAUUAUGGGGGGCUCACCAGCUCAGACCUGUCAGACGGCCCGGGCGACUCAGAAGGGGGUAGCCGCCCCCUUGCUUCUGACAAGGGAGAUGAUGGCCUGGUCUUGAUUGGGAAUGGGCGGUCGGUGCGCACACUAUCCCAGUCCGAUCUCGCAGGGCUGCGGGCCGCAUUACACAACACACCGCGGUUUGAGAACUGCCCUCACUUUGCACGCUACGUCACGAGGACGGUUAACCCGCAAGGGUGAACCGUCAAGAGGCUGGAUGAAAUGGUUGCGAAGCGCGUGCUUGGCGGGGACACUGCUGCUUCUGGAGCUGCUGCUGCGGCCAGUGUGCGGUGGCCAGUGGCACACGUGUUCUGCCGAGCCGAGGUGAAUGAGGAGGUCCUGUCUAGCGCCAGUUAUCGCACAUGCGUGUCUUACUAUAUGCUCAUCAAGUACACAGUGGCGAAGAAGGUGGAUGGCGUGAAUGGCAGUGUUCAGCAGCCGUAUGUAUGCCGUGUGCGCUUCUACGUUAAGCUGCCGUGUACUGCGGACUUGGUGUCGGCCGCGGGGGAUGGGCUUGGUCCACAGACGCAACGGCGGUUGAAUGGGAGGCAACCGGUGCGGCUGGCUAUCGUGAGUGUGCAGGAAGCAGAAGAGGUAUUGGAAGGUCGGCUGUAUAAGGUUACAGGUGCUGUGCCGGAUGCAGCGUACGUGCACUCCUCUGACGACGACCUACCCGCUAUCCUGUCCUGGUAUGCGUUGCCGCCGUCUGCCCUUUCAAUGGGGACGGCGCAGCGCCUGGUUGUUGCGGCAGAUACUGGUGACGUGGAUCGCGGUGAUAGGUACUUCAUGCCGUACUGGCUACGUGUCAUCGCAGCCUGUAUG